AUAUAUUAUAUCUUUCAAGAUAAUUUUAAUAAAGCUAAGUAAACUUUGUAUUCAUUUUAUUAUUGUAAAUUAUUCAACAUAUUUUGAUAUUUUGCCUUCAAUUUUCAGCAUUUCUUAUUAUAUUUGUGUAUAAUCUUGAAAUGAAGCAAAAAGUUAGAGAAACAAAGUGGACCAAAACAGUUGAUCUCUUUCUGAAAGAAGUUCUGGGUGAAGGUAAUAACAGUYUAUUGAGUAAGGCUUCACUUUUGAACAGGUGGAAAGAAAGGAACCCAAAGGUAAACUUUCCACUGGAUGCAUUCUAUGCCCAGUACAUAAAGCUAUCUAGAAGGAAUGAUAAAAAAUAUCAGACUMUUUGGACUGAAAAGAUGGUUUGUGACCUGUUGAUGUGCAAAGAAAAAGCAAUACAGGAGCAAAUCUCAAUGGCAAAAAGAAAUAUUAAGGUAUCAUAUAUGAAUAUCAUGCAUUCCCAUUGGUUGAAACUCUAUCCUGAUAGUGAUUUAAGUGCUAAGAACUUGCAGACUAGAUGUUAUUUGGUUGAUAAAGGAAAGAGAUGCAGAAAGGGUAAGGUUAAAGGACGACAAGCUGGAGCAACUGGUGGUAUGAGUUUAAAUGUGUCCGGUAGGCUCGUUGGGAGAACUGAAAGUGAGGGUCAAUGUUUCAAUGACAAUCAACAGUCUCAGUCUUAUCUUGAUAAAAAGUUUGCAAACAUGCCCAAUGACCAAGCACUGUUGUAUUCUAUGAGGAUGGCAAAUGAGCGUCAUGCCUGUAAACCCCUGUUUAAUUCCUUGUGCUAUAAUUGUGGUACUAUGUUGUUUGGAAAUAUUUCUGAAGGUCACAAAUUUAAGGUAGUCCCCUCUUUUAUGGGUUUGAAUGAUGAAGAUGCAAAUGUUCAGUUUCUUUAUGAAAACUUGAAUCUUCCUUACAAGUCAGAAAAUGGUGGUAUUUGGUAUUCCUGUCGGUUAUGUAAAGGUGGUACUGAUGUGUGCACUUUUUCUUGUGCUGAUCCAAAAACAGGAGCAAUGAAGAUUCCAGACCAAUUAUCAAAUUUAUGCAACUCUUGGGAAAAAGGUCAAGUUGCUCUUUGUGGCCUUUUCUCAACUACCUUGCGCAAGGCAAAUCCAUUGAAAAGAUCCUGGAGGCAUAUUUGUGGGGAAGUGAAUGUACUGCAUAAGUUAGAUAAGCAUUAUUAUGGCAUGUAUGGAUUUUUAGUAUGCAAAGAUAAACAAAUUCCUGUUUUUGAUUCAAGGGGUAGGGUUAUUGAAGCCAUAAGAUGGCUGUACAUGAAUAAUCCUCUUUAUACUGAUUUUUUUUCCAAUUAUGAGACACUUUUUAGGUAUGAUCCCACUAGGCCUGUAGUCAUUGCAAUGUCUAAGGAUGUGACUGAUGCCAAAUCAAAAUCCAUAGAGGAGAGAUUGCAUAAUGAUGACACUGGGCUUGUGAUUCCUUUCUUCUCUGAGAAUCAGUUACCAACUUUAAAAGAAGGAGAAGAUAAUGCUGGAAUUCAACAUCCUGGAAGGAAUGCCGGGCAGAUACAAAAGGAUCUUGAGAAGAAAACUAAGGUUACAUAUUCUGAUCCAGAUCUUGAAGCAAAGGCCUGGCCUCACUUAUUCCCAUUUGGUUGUGGUAGUUGGAAAUAUGGAGAAGGAGUAGGGAUGACUGACUAUUGUAAAGGUCGGCUUUUGAAUUAUGAUAAUCGCUGGAGAUCUGACCCUCACUGGAGUUUCUUUUGCAGUUGAAAUGCUGCAAGAACAUUUAUUAGCAAAAUCUGGUUUACAAAACUUAACAAGAAGAACAUCUUGAAUUUCAGUUCAUAAAGAUGUACACCAUGUAAUGUUUGCAGCUGAAAUGUGCCAAGUGCAAUCAUUUGCAAAAUCUGGUUUACAAAACUUCAAAAGAAAGAAMUCYUUAAAUUCAAGUUCAUGAAGAUAAUUAUUGCUGCUGAAAUGUGCCAAUGCAAAAACAUUUAUUAGCAACAUCUGGUUUACAAAACUUGAAAAGAAGAACAUCUCAAAUUUCAGAUCAUUACACCAUCAGCCAAAAUGUGGCAAGAUUUGCAAAAUCUGGUUUACAGAACUUAAAAAGAAACUCCACCUCUAAUUUAAGUCCAAUCAUAAAGAUGUAAUACUCCAGUCAUGAGAUCUUAUUUGUGCAGUCUUAACUUAAAAACAUGCAAUAUAUUCUUUUAUUCAGCAGAGAACCUACAGUAAUGCAAAAACUCUGUGUAUAAAGAAGACAAUAUUAAACAACUUAUGCUUGAUUGAAGCUAAGCUUCCACAAARGAGAUUUUCGAAACUGGACUAUUCUUAAGAAAUAUAAUGUAAUCAUACAUUGACAAGUACUUUGUGUAUCACUAUGCUAUCAUAGAGUGAUCACAUUAAAGCAUGCAACUGUACAAAAUCUAAUUUUUAGUAUAUAUUUGUACCAAAAGUGGACUUGGAGCAAGACGGUAUUGAAUACUUCAUUUGUAUCAAUUCAAUUCAAUUUGUGUACUGCAUGCACGAUUUGCUCAAUAUAACUAAAUAGAACUAUUUAGUUUGUACAGUGGAAUGGAUUAAGUGUGAUCACUCUAACAGUGAGAGUUCUUCCAGUAAAAUAUAUGAUUUUGUGCUGUAUUUUAUGCUAAUUCUUAAUUGUUUUCUUUUGUUCAACUAGCACUAUUUUCCACAAUUAUUUUGUAAUUAAUGUUCAAAGCUUUACUGAAAGCUUGCAAAGGUGAUAACCCUGGUUCCAGAGGUUUGAUAUUU
Molecule: messenger RNA, 2744 nt
Organism: Exaiptasia diaphana
Lineage: Eukaryota; Metazoa; Cnidaria; Anthozoa; Actiniaria; Aiptasiidae
Exons: 8
Coding region: 141-1736 (531 amino acids)
Source: RefSeq, a predicted model, not a curated record